CUGAGACAUCCCACUCGGCCCGAGAUCCCUCCCCUGGGAACCUCAACAGGUGUCACUAUAUCCUGUCAACUUACUCCAAGCCUGGGAAUGGGGAUCCUGGGCGCAAAGCGAAAUGAGUUGAGACGCAGCUUUGCAGUUAUCAAGUCCGAGGUAACCCUGGUAAAUGCCAGCCCUACAGCAGACAAAUCAAAUGCCGGUUUUCAGGUACAUCCCUGAGGCUUUCUCAGCUCCAUCUAACAUGGUUUGCACCUGAACCUUUCUUGAGAUAUGAAGUCGGCAGUGAUUUCUCACUUCAGCAUGAACACAGGUCUCUGCAAACAUUCUUCGACAUCUUCACUUCCAGUCAAGUUCACAAUAGCACGUCUCUCCGCCACAGUCAACUUCUUCCCGUUCCAUCUGGGCCGUCCCACCUUCACCUGUUCCUCCAAGAAAACACCACGUCUAUAGCGCAUCCUCCACCGAGCACCAUGGCCACUGCCAUCAAGAAUGUCGCUAUUGCAGGCGCUUCUGGCACCCUGGGCUCUGUGCUCCCUGAUCGCCCUGGUAGACGCCGCCGAAGUCGCUGGCGUGAAGCGUAUCAUCCCGUAUCAACUCAGCUCUGCUCCCCACAACCCCAAGAUCUGCUGCCCGUCUACGGGCCCAAGGUCAAGUCCAGCUUAUCUUCCCAGCUCAACUACACUAUGUAUGAGCCUAACCUUAUCAAUGGCGGAGAUCAGCUAUUCAGCGUCACCGCUUUGUCCAGAGUGACCGACGCCGUGACUGGCACAGGGCUGCUGGACAUAGAGACUUUAGCACCCUGUCUCUUCCGAGCCAUCAUGGAUCCUGCUUGUGGUGGCAAGUUCGAGAAGACGGAUAAUGAUCUGCUGGGCAUCAAGGGCAUUUUGGAGGAGGACAUAGUUGAGAUUCUGAGGCCACUACUAAAGUAG
Molecule: messenger RNA, 926 nt
Organism: Pseudomassariella vexata
Lineage: Eukaryota; Fungi; Ascomycota; Sordariomycetes; Amphisphaeriales; Pseudomassariaceae
Exons: 4
Coding region: 468-926 (152 amino acids)
Source: RefSeq, a predicted model, not a curated record